Mesorhabditis spiculigera is the source of this 1080-nucleotide messenger RNA. The record is from the annotation of a GenBank genome assembly. NCBI's taxonomy places the organism in Eukaryota, Metazoa, Nematoda, Chromadorea, Rhabditida, Rhabditidae.
AUGGAAGCCUUGGUGCAUGUAAAUGUCGUGAAGCUCUACCUACGGCCCAGUGAUUACCCCACGGACCCGAACGGCGGGACACUGAUUUUCAUGGAGUGUUGCGAAUGCGGAAACUUGAAAACUGCAAUCAAAAACGCUGAACUGGUCUACAACGUGGCAACCGUCAUCACCUGGGCAACAGGGCUAUAUGAUGGAUUAUCGCACAUUGCAGAGGCCGGCAUAGUGCAUCACGACAUCAAGCCGGCAAAAUUCGAAGAACGAUGGGACUCUGUCGCUGAAUUGAAGGAACUGCCGCUGAAAUACAUUUUUAACCCAAAUAAGCCGCCCACCGGCGCGCAAUCAGAUAUUUGGGGCGUCGCUGCGAAGCAGGGAACUAUGCAACAAAAGAAAGACGAGCCCAUGCUACAAGACUUCCUCGACGCUCAUGCGUUUUAUGAGAGGGCGUUCCGAUACCUAAUGUAUUGGCAGUUAGAGGAGAUGCACUAUGUCCUCUAUUUACUUAUUGGAAAACUCCUAAACGACGACAAAUGGAAGAUGGUAAUGCCGAAAUACCCGUUCUUUGUGAUGGGAAAUGGACAUAAACUUGGUGCUAUGCUUCGGCUUUGGGAUAGAGACACCGACACAAAUGCUCAGAUCCCAAAAUUAAUCGGAAGAGGCUUUCACCCAGUGUCGCUGGACGACGAAGCACUCCGUGUCGAAAAUGAGCACUAUAUGAAGACGAGUAGACGUGAUUGUGAAAUGGAAGCGAACAAACAAAUUGAUCGAAAAUGGGAUUUUGUGGCCUACGCUGAUUUUCCGGACGCAUUUGCUGGCGUGAUGAUGGUGGAUUUGUCUGAUCUGCGCGCGAUGUUGCAAAGCAUGUUCGACCGAUUGCGGAAGCUUGUCAAAAUGGGCAACCCCUAUCUGAGCGAGGAACAGAUCCAGCUUCAAAAUGAGCGCGACAAAGAUCACAAGGACUACAAAGUAUUUAUGGCAACCACCAUUGACGCUUUUUGGAAUUCAAGGAAGAUAACGAAGGUCCUCGACAUUCACGUCGAAAAACUGAAAGCAGAAAUCAAUGCAUUUAACGCGAAAAGAAGA